AUGACUGUUGUAGAAUCGGUUGUGUUACGUGGUACAAGACUUGUCAUACCCGCACAGCUACGACAUCGUGUUCUUCAACUGGCACAUGAAGGCCAUCAAGGCAUUGUAAAGAUAAAGCUGCGACUUCGAGAGAAAGUCUUGUGGCCUGGCAUCGAUAAGGAUAUUACAACUUGCACUGAAAAGUGCCACGCCUGCCAACUAGUCGGUAAAUCCGCCGUUCCAGAACCCGUAAAUCCUACCACCCCGCCAGACAACCCAUGGGAAGAAUUAUUAUUGGACAUUUUGGGUCCAUUCCCCGAUGGUGACUACGUGGUUGCACUUGUUGACAACCAUUUGAGGUAUCCGGAGCUGUUGGUUAUGCGAAAUGUAACGAUCAGCACAAUCACAGACUGGUUAGAUCAAGUAUUCGCUAGACAUGGUCUACCACUGAAGGUUACCGUAGACAACAGACCUCAGUUCACAUCUCCUGAAUUCAGGGAGAACAUGGAAAAUCGCGGCGUAACUCUGCGACAUGUUACCUCGUAUUGGCCACAAGCAAACGGUGAGAUUAAGACACUUAACCGGACUCUGUUGAAAGCGAUUCGAACAAGCCACACGGAACGCAAAGAUUGGCGUCAGAAACUAUCGACAUUCAUAAUGGCUUAUCGCAGUACACCUCAUGUGGUAACCGGUUUGAGUCCAGCUGAGAUGUUAUUCAACAGCAAAAUCCGAACAAAACUUCCGUCUCAGCCAGUUACCCCCACAGCCGCACCAAUCGUUCGACACCGAGACUUUACUGAAAAGGAGAAAGGGAAACAGUAUGCUGUCAAACGCCGUCGCGCGAAAGUUCAAACAUUCAAAACUGGUGACCGAGUUCUGCUUCGCCAGAAGAAGUUCAACAAACUGUCCACAACCUUCGAACCGACGCCGUACACUGUUGUAAGUAAAACGGGAAACAUGAUUACGAUUCGCGACAAUGGCGGGAAAUUCAAGAAACGCAAUGCGUCCCUCUUGAAACUGUCCAACGGAAACAACCCAAAUUCCGAGUGGUUAACCGAUCAACAGGAUUCCGAUAGUGAACCCGACUUUUUUGAUCAUCCAGAUGAUGACUUACCACAACCUAUGAAUCCGCCUGUCAACGCGCCAGAACCUCGGCGAACGCUCUCUGGUCCAAAUGUCAGAGUUCCAUCUUACCUGAAUGACUAUGUCUCACGCUGA
Messenger RNA from Liolophura sinensis, 1197 nucleotides. RefSeq lists its product as uncharacterized. The record is from RefSeq and is a predicted model, not a curated record. Gene Ontology annotation, biological process: DNA integration. NCBI's taxonomy places the organism in Eukaryota, Metazoa, Mollusca, Polyplacophora, Chitonida, Chitonidae. The coding region runs from base 1 to 1197 and encodes 398 amino acids. Gene Ontology annotation, molecular function: nucleic acid binding. The transcript has a single exon.